GAGGAGGAGAAGAGGAAAGAGGAAGAGGGGAGCGGAGAGAUACCUUAUUGUUCAUUUCUCCCUCUCAGUCUACCCCUCCGUGCCACCAUCCUCAUCCCAGGCAGCCAGCUGGAGCGGUCGUCUCCAGAUCCCACCCCUCACCUCACCCCACCUCCUUGGUCCAAAUGGAGCAGCGGACCAAGCGUCGGCAUUAAAGUUUGACUUGCGUCGCCGCUGGAAACAACCACUGCGUCUUGGAAGGUCCUGGAAGGUCCCAUUGGAACUACGUGACCCAGAAUUCCACUCUCUCUCUCCACUGCGCUGGCUCUGCUGCUGCCGGUGCUGUUGUGAGAGGCAGACUUUGUAAUAGGCCAGAGCAUCCUAGGCAAUUGCUUUGAUAUCAGGCAGCCUGGAGCUCUUGUGACAUUGUGGGGAGGCACAGAGUACAGACACUGCUACCUACUGCGGGCCUGGAGGACAGCUAGCUAGCGAUGCCAGAUGUUUUGGAGGGAUCUGGCUCUCCCACACCAACAUGACUGAGACACCGCAAUUCACCUGUCACAGUUGUUAAAUAAGCCUUUCCCCGGAAACCGAUGACUCAAUUCUAAGGGAUUGGCUGUGCCGCACGCCCAUCAAUACCGCUUCCCCUCGCCGAUUGGACCGUGCCACUGCAAAAAAAAAAAAAAAGAAGAGAGGGGCCAGAGCCUUCCCGCUCGCUCAGGCACCGUCCGUCCGAUUGGUGGUGCUGGGAGGGGUGGCGGGCGGCUGGGCCUGAGCCGAACAGUACGCCGGGUCGAGCCGAGCCGAGCCGAGCUGGGCCUAACCGAGCGGUGAAGCCAAGAGGGAGCUAUCGGAGCGGAGCGAGUGAUCGAUCGAUCGGAGCGAUCGGACUGGCCGUCUGGUCUUGCGGGGUGGUGCAGCUGCUGGUGUUUUGGGAGUGAGAUGCGGAUUGGAGGAUGUCGGGGGACUGGGAUGAAGACCUGUGCAAGAAGGCGUUCAUGCUGGUGGAGGAGCUGUGCUUCCGGUCCCCGGAGGGCCGCAGCCAGAGCGAACACUGCCAGGAGUUCAGCUACAUCCUCAGGGGCGGCAGGGGGCAGCUGGACUCAGACAUCUCGGUGAGCCUCCUGUCGGUCAUCGUCACCUUCUGCGGCAUCGUCCUGCUCUCCGUCUCCCUCUUCGUGUCCUGGAAGCUGUGCUGGCUGCCGUGGCGCGACAACGGCGGCCUGAGCCUGACGGCGGGCCUGCUGCCGGGCAGCGGCGGGGCGGGGGGGCUGGGCGGCGGUGGCGGCGGCGGCGGCUCGUCCCUGCUCCCGCCCCUGCUGCAGAGGAAGGACACGCACUCGUCCUCCUCGCUCUACCCGUCCCUGUCGCAGCCAUCUCAGCACCACCCGCACUUCUCCGACCUCAUGGGGGUGGAGAGCGGCGGAGGGGGCGGGGGGCUGGUGGUGGGGAGCGUGGUAGGGGGGCCCCAACCGCCGCAGACUACCGAGACCCAGGAGCACUCCUACCUGGACAUGGACUCCUACCCCAACAACGCAGGCAAUCUGAAGUUGAGCACUACGUCUCCAGAGUUGCCUCCUACAGCUGAGGGCGCCCAGCCUCAGAAGGACCUGCCCAAUGCCCAUUCCCAACAGCAGGUGGCAGCCACCAGGCCUAAGCCCAUGACUCACCAGCUGUCCAGCCCGGACUUCCAUGGCGAGGACAAGAGCGACCAGGUGACCAGCAUCGGCCAGAUCAAGCCGGAACUGUACCGGAUGCGGGGCGGCGACCAGGGCGACGGCAAACAGGGGAGCCCCUGCGGCAAGAUCAGCUUCCUCCUCCGCUACGCCUUCAACACGGAGCAGCUCGUAGUGAAAAUCCUGAAGGCUCUGGACUUGCCGGCGAAGGACGCCAACGGCUUCUCAGACCCCUACGUCAAGAUAUACCUGCUGCCCGACAGGAAGAAGAAGUUCCAGACCAAGGUCCACAGAAAGACCCUGAAUCCUGUAUUUAACGAGACAUUCCAGUUCGGCGUGCCGCUGGCGGAGCUGCACGCGCGCAAGCUGCACUUCUCCGUCUACGACUUCGACCGCUUCUCGCGCCACGACCUGAUUGGCCAGGUGGUGGUGGACAACCUGCUGGACUUCAGCGAGGGCAGCGGAGACAAGCCCAUCUGGAGGGACAUUGUGGAGGGAACGGCGGAGAAAGCGGACCUGGGCGAGCUCAACUUCUCACUGUGCUACCUGCCGACCGCCGGUAGGCUCACUGCCACCAUCAUCAAAGCCACCAACCUCAAAGCCAUGGACCUCACUGGCUUCUCAGACCCGUAUGUGAAGGCUUCGCUGAUCUGUGACGGGCGUCGGCUGAAGAAGAGGAAGACCUCCAUCAAGAAGAACACGCUCAACCCCACCUACAACGAGGCCCUGGUCUUCGACAUUCCAAACGAAAACAUCGAGAAUGUUAGCGUGAUCAUCGCCGUCAUGGACUAUGACUGCAUCGGGCACAACGAGGUGAUCGGGAUGUGUCGCGUGGGCAGCGACGCGGAGGGCCCCGGCCGAGAGCACUGGGCCGGCAUGCUGGCCAACCCCCGCAAGCCCAUCGAGCACUGGCAUCAGCUGGUGGAGGAGAAGGCCAUGUCCACAUUUGUAUCAAAGAGUGCCACAGCGUCCCCCAAGCCUAACAUCGUGGUGGAUAGCCCUCACUCUGAAUAGCCCUGUCAGCAUUAUCUCGCAAGACAUCCAGAAUUUCAUUCUUUCUCUCAUCAUCUGUGAAUACUUCUGUCCAUCAAGCGAAAGGAAGGAGGACGGAGAGACUGAAGAAGAGGCACUACUGCCCCGUGCCCCUUGGUCGCCCCUGGCAACUCUGGAGACACUACAGACAGGCAGACAGACAAAACAGAGAGACAGACAGACAGACAGACAGACAGAAAGACAAAAAUCACCCUCUACAACAGAGAUGUCACUAUGUUAACUGGACACUCAAGGCUCUCUCUUGG
Molecule: messenger RNA, 2953 nt
Organism: Engraulis encrasicolus (European anchovy)
Lineage: Eukaryota; Metazoa; Chordata; Actinopteri; Clupeiformes; Engraulidae
Gene: syt3
Product: synaptotagmin III
Exons: 14
Coding region: 936-2669 (577 amino acids)
Biological process (GO): regulation of calcium ion-dependent exocytosis; cellular response to calcium ion; regulation of dopamine secretion
Cellular component (GO): plasma membrane; exocytic vesicle
Molecular function (GO): clathrin binding; calcium ion binding; phosphatidylserine binding
Source: RefSeq, a predicted model, not a curated record